Messenger RNA from Trypanosoma theileri, 3936 nucleotides. Its product is annotated as putative dihydroxyacetone phosphate acyltransferase. The record is from RefSeq and is a predicted model, not a curated record. Gene Ontology annotation, cellular component: mitochondrial membrane. NCBI's taxonomy places the organism in Eukaryota, Euglenozoa, Kinetoplastea, Trypanosomatida, Trypanosomatidae. The transcript has a single exon. The coding region runs from base 1 to 3936 and encodes 1311 amino acids.
AUGAAUGGAGAUGUUGGUUCGUCUGAAGUACCUCGCUUGCCCUUUAGGAGGAUUAUUAUUCUUUCAAGUGAUGGCAUGCGUUGGUUAGGCGCGGCAUGUGCCAUCUCAUUGGCACAAUCACCCAUGCUUAGACCAGACAAACAAGGAGGCUGCACUCAGAUUAUUCUCGCCAAUCAAUUCAACACACCCCAAAUUAUUCUUUCAGGGGAGGAGUGCCUCUCUCGUGGGGUGACGUCCAUUCCCUCCCUCACCGCAAUGAAGGCAUUAUGUCAGGAUAUCACACACGGCACAGCUGCACUGCAGCGUGUGGGGUUUGCGGUAGACGCGGCGCAACUACCGGGAGUGAAAGCCCCACACUUUGCGGUGGAUUGCACGCAUGAUGUGUAUAUCUACAUCGCUGCCUGUAGUGAUGCGGUGUGUGGUGAUCACGCUGCCCUCCGCUCUCUCCUCUCUCUCGCCACAUCUCAACAAGAGCCAACGCCUCGCACCACUCGGAAUCGACAUGGUGGUCGUCUUAUUUUAUUAACGGAUGAUGCCACUCGCCCGGCGGUCUCUGCGGCGGCGACCCGCUCACUUCUCCAACCCGCUGUCGGCCGCUGUUGUUGUUGGCGUUUAUUUCUCGCUGGCGCCCCGCACUUCGCCCCGCCGGCCGGUGAUCUCCGCCUCACGCGUGCCGUCGUCCGCCGCGGGGCCGUCGCGCGGGGGGUCCUCGAGGCCGUCGCGCUCGGCGUCGCGCUUGGAGUUCUCCGCCGGCUGCCGGCCGCCUUCCGCGACCCCCUCCCCGCCGCGCCGCUCGACCUCGCCGCCCACACCGCCCUCCUCGCCCUCGCCCUGCAGGAAGAGAAACAGAAACAGGGAGAAGCGGGGGAGCAGGAGAAAUAUGAAGAAGAAGAAGAAAGGGAGAGAGGAGGAGAGGGGAGAGGGGUGUUGCGGCGGUUAUCGGUGGAGCCCGUCGCUGGGGAGGGGUUGGUGUGGGGAAUGCUCGCAGAGUAUCUGAUGGAUUACUACGGCAGGGUAGGCUCAACUGUCGCCAAGGACUUUCCACUGCCUCGUUUGCUAGAUCCCAAGCCAACACUGCAGUUGAAUGCGUCCGUUCCAGAUUGGAUAAAUUAUGGAUUCUCGUUGAUGAUGCCAUUUCAGUGCUAUUAUUCAUAUUGUGAAACUCAACGGCGUAAACAGUUAAUGAGUUACUUUCCUGGAUCUAAAGCGUCUAAAUGUAUUCAAGCAACAAUUGAUAAUAUUGAUGUAACUCUUCGUGGUAUCACUAGUAUGGUAAAAUCACAUCCGUUACCCACCCAAUCUAUUACAACGAAUAAUAACCAUUCUUCAUCAUUACCGACAUCAUUAUUAGAAACAGGAAAUGCAUAUUACAGUUCUUUAAUUCAGGAAAUUGGGUGUAAUGAAUCUUUACGAUCUUUAUAUCCUCUUAUUUCAUUAAAUUCUGUAAAAUGGGAUCUUUUUAUCAAAGUUAUUGCACAAGGAGUGAUAGAACAAUUCGCAUGGCAAGUUUCCAAUCGUUCUAUUAGUUUACCUCCUCCUUUACCUCAAUACCAUAAUGAUAUUGUUUUUCAUGGUACUAGACGUGCACUUCCAACAAAAUUGUGUCCACGUAAAUUCUUUACCGAUAUUCACUGGGUUGCUCGAUGUGGAAUGUACCCUUGUGGAGUUCGUGUAUCUACUGAACCAGGACUUACAAAAGAGAUACAAUCAUGUAUUUUGAAACAACCAGAAGUUUUAAAAGCUAUUGAUGAAACAGCAAAGGCAGAAGAUUCAUCUAUUAGUGUAGUAGAAAAACGUUCAGAAAAAAUUUUACGAAAUAUUGGUGAUAACCUUAAUCAAGUUCAAGUUCGUGCUUUUGGUUUAAUCGUACGUCGUGUAUUAUUUCAACUUUAUGAUGAAGUGACUCUCAAUAAUGAUGCCUUUGAGCGAUUAUAUAGUGUUUUUCAUACUCCACGAGUACAUAUUAUGCUUCUUCCAGCUCAUCGAUCUUAUGUGGAUUUUCUUAUUAUAACAUAUCUUCUUGUGGCGAUGAAUUUUCCACCUCCUCAUGUUUGUGCAGGUGAAGAUUUUCUUCGAAUGGGUUUUAUCUCUAAACUUAUGCGUGGUAGUGGAGCAUUCUUUGUGCGUCGUUCAUUCCGUGGUGAUAAACUUUAUCAAUCUAUAUUUGGAGAAUAUGUACGACAACUGGUUCUUCAUCAUCGAGUAAUGGAAUUUUUUAUUGAAGGAACACGUAGUCGUACAGGUAAAAUGCUUUCUCCAAGACUUGGUAUACUUAAAUGUGUUGCAGAUACUUUCUUUGAAGGACAAAAUGGGGUGGAUGAUGUAUGUAUUCUUCCCAUUAGUUUAUCUUAUGAUGAGUUAUUAGAAACUAAAUUAUAUGCAAAUGAGCAACUUGGUAUAUCAAAGCCAAAAGAGAGUCUUGGAAAUUUAUUAAAGGCACGAUCUUUACUUAAAACUAGACAUGGAAAAAUUCAUAUACAUGUAGGUGAAGUACUUUCUCUUCGGAAUUUCCGAGAAAACCCAUAUCAAUGUCCUGCCCCUUUUGAACCUAUAAAGGAGAAUGAAAAGAUCACCUCACAUAUUGUAAGUAAUCCAACAAAGAAAUCAUUCACUCCACUUCCGGUGUUAACCAAUCUCGCUUGGCAUAUAACGCAUAGUAUUCAAGAGAAUACCGUUAUUACACCAACAGCAUUACUCGCUACAAUUCUUAGUGUUUUUGGAGGUACAAAAACAGGUAUAUUAUUAGAUGAAGUUUAUAAUCACAUGGCCUGGCUACGAUUACAUAUAGUUAAAAGAAAAGGUAUUUUAAGUAUGGAUUCUUCAGAGGAAAAUAUUAAAGGUAUGACAGAUUAUGCAAUUUCUCAUCUUUUAACUUUUAUAGAAGUUGUGGAAAACGAUACGAAAAUCUUGAUUCGUCAAGAUAUUAGUUCUUAUAUGGGUAUUGCUAUUUGUAGUAAUCAAUUAAUUCAUGUUUUUCUAGAUGAGGCUGUUAUUGCAGUUGUAGCAUAUACAUUUGGUAAAGUUGAUAAAAAUAAAAAAUCAAUUCAUAUUCCAAAAAAAGAUUUGAAAAAUGAAUGUGAACAACUACGUCAAUUGCUUUCAGGGGAAUUUCAAGAUUAUCUUCCCUCAUGUCCCUAUACCUUUACCUCAUGGUUUGAAAAUACCUUAACAAAACUUCAAUAUUUUGCUGCGGAUGAUGAUGAUGAUAACGAUAGUAGUAAUAAUAAUAAUAAUAAUAAUAAUAAUAAUAAUAAUAAUAAUAAUAAAGCGGAUAAUUGUGAUUCUACUUGCAAUUAUACAUCGGAUCAGCAAAAUACCAUAUCUUCUUAUAGAGGAAGUACACCUCAUAACUCCAUGAAUAGUAAUAAUGAAAAGAAAACAAAUGAAAACGAAGUAUUAUCUUUAGGAUCUAAUGAUACCAUUAUUAUUAUUAUACCCAUGACGAAACAGUUUGGUCUCUUAAAUAGUAUUUUAUUUCCUUUUCUGGAGUCUGCGUAUAUUAUUUCCCUUGCUCUCUCUGCUAUUAUAAAUUCGGGUGGGGAGAGGGAAUUACGUAAAGGUCCUUUCUUGAAGGCCUCUCGCAAAGUUGGUUUAGAUUUAUAUAAUUCCAAUCGACUGGUUAUGUUUGCCAGAUCCUGCGGGAAUGAUUCCCUUAAAAGUGCUCUCGAAGGUAUUGAGAGGUUUACGUCUCUGAGGAAUGAUAUCAGUGCGAAGGAACCGACGUAUUUACUUCCCUCUACUCUCCCUUCCUCUACGAUAUCGGCAGAGAUACAGGGGCUUCUGGAGAAGUUGAGAAGAUUUCACUCCUACUUUAUGCUUCUUCAUUCGGAAGAGAAGGAAAGAGAAGAAAAGGAAGAGGAACAGUCAACGAGGGCUCUUUUUCUAACUUCCUAUCGAGAGUUUCUCGCAGCAACAAAACAAUCUGCAAAGAUAUAA